AUGACCAUAUCAGUUGCUCUAUGUCCAUAUCAGCGUGCUCGAUAUGAAGAAGAAGGUUCAAAGGGUAAUAGACACAUCUUUGUACCUUGGGAUGGAAUUCUAACACUCAUCAUCCCUGAUUUACGUUCAAUUAUACCAUCAGGCGUCACUGUCUGGUUGCGCAUCACUCGUAUUACACGACAACACGGCGCAAAUGCCCUCAUUUUGGUUCAUCCAUAUCCAAUAUGGAUUGAUAAUGAUUACGCCAAAGUUCAUGAUGGCUCAUUGUAUAUUCCAGCCACCGAAGAAGAUAUGGCAAAUGGUUUCAUCGAGAUCCAAUAUCUUGCCAUGCUUCGUCUUAAACAACAUGCUUUAGCAAACAUGAAAACAUUAGCCAUUUAUUCACAAACACAAUUGACAUCUACUGAUCGGCAUCCAAUAGGAACAAACGGAGCAAAAAAGAAGAUAGAUGAAUAUCAUCUACGAUCAUCAAUGUUUGCUUUUCAGUUAGUUCUUAUCGAUGAAAAGAAUAUGGCAUAUUGCACUGAUCUUUAUUGCAAUACAGAGCUAAUUCAAGAAUACGAACGUAAAUUUUAA
Messenger RNA from Rotaria sp. Silwood1, 576 nucleotides. Lineage: Eukaryota; Metazoa; Rotifera; Eurotatoria; Philodinida; Philodinidae. The record is from the annotation of a GenBank genome assembly.